UGUCUGCCGGACAAAAGGCGAAUCUGUUUGACGGUGGAUUGAAACCCAAUUAGAAACAGAGGAGACAUUUUGGGAAAACUGUCAGUGUCCGUGUGUCCCGGCGCCCCAAGGCAAAGGAUAUAUGGUAACAUUAACAUCUGUGGAGGCUCUUAGACUGGAAUAUUAAGGAUGUUCCAGCAGUGUGAGGAGCCUCGUUUCACCAUCGAGCAGAUUGACCUCCUCCAGAGGCUACGGAGGACAGGUAUAACACAGGUGGAGGUCCUCCACGCCCUGGACACCCUGGACCACCUGGACCGCCAGCAUGGACACAAGUUGACCCAUAAGCCUCCCUACAUGCCUCCCUCGUCUUCCUUGUCUUCUUCCAGUAUCGUCGUCGCCUCUUCUUCCAUGACUUCCACCGCCACUCAGACAAGUUUCCCUAGCAACCGACUCUCCCCGUCACCUAAUAACAACUUCGACACCGCCUCCCCGCUUCUACCGAUUCCAGUAGCAUCGCCUGUCACCAUGGCAGCGGUAGUCCAGAACGGCCUAGUUGCUGUCACCAACGGGAAGCUGUCUCCUCCCCGGUUUCCUCUUGCUGUUGUGAGUGGCGGUGUCACGGCGCCAGGCUACGGGUUCGAGACCAGCGAAGAGGACUUAGAUGUUGAUGACAAGGUGGAGGACUUGAUGAGGAGGGACAGUGCUAUAAUCAAAGAAGAGAUUAAGUCCUUCCUGGCGAACAGGCGGAUCUCCCAGGCUGUGGUCGCUCAGGUAACGGGGAUCAGUCAGAGUCGGAUCUCCCACUGGCUCCUACAGCAGGGAUCAGACCUCAGCGAGCAGAAGAAAAGAGCCUUCUUUCGCUGGUACCAGCUGGAGAAAAGCAACCCUGGUGCCACUCUUGCUAUGCGAGCCGCCCCAUUGGCUCUGGAGGAGGUGAUGGACUGGCAUCAAGCCCCGCCUCCAUUUGGCUCGGCCCCCGGGGGCUUCCGCCUGCGGCGAGGGAGCAGAUUCACCUGGAGGAAGGAGUGUCUGGCUGUUAUGGAGAGCUACUUCAUUGAUAACCAGUACCCCGAUGAAGCCAAGAGAGAGGAGAUCGCCACCGCCUGCAACGCUGUCAUUCAGAAACCAGGAAAGAAGCUGUCCGAUUUGGAGAGGGUAACAUCUCUGAAGGUCUACAACUGGUUUGCCAACCGCCGCAAAGACAUCAAGAGGCGUGCUAACAUUGAAGCAGCCAUCUUGGAGAGCCACGGCAUCGAGGUUCAGAGUCCAGGCGGUCAGUCCAACAGCGACGAGGUGGAUGGCAACGACUUCCCCGACCAGGGUUGUGAGGUGUCCUUAUUUGACAAGAGAGCUUCAGCCAGGCACUUUGGUUUCAGUCGAGCUGACCUGUCCUCUCCAACCCAGGUACCCACAAUGCUCCCCAGCUGGUUUUCUGCCCUGGGUAGAGGAGGCUUGUCUGGACAGAGAGGCACUUCUCUGAUUGGCCGAUCCCUCGUGUCGGGGGCCGGCCCUCAGGCGGAAGGUUCCAGAUUGACAGGCGUGUCCUGGUCUCCCCCCUCGCCCUCCCUCCAGGACGAACCCGCGCUGUCCGAGCCCCAGGACCCAAUCGGUUUGGAGAAGGCGGCUGUCAAUCACAGCAACCAAGCCCUAGCCAAUCAGGUGGAUGCGGCGGGGCGCGGUAUUGGGAAUGACAUCAAGACGGAAACGCUGGAGGACGACUGAAAUGGGUGCUGGAUAUUGGAGUAGUCAGAGUGAUGAAUGGAACAGGAUCAGAGGUGUGUUAAUAUGCAAGCAGAUUUUAUAGGAAUGUAAUAAGUGGAAAAAAAGAAGACCAAAAGUCGUGUAAACUCCAACCCUGAGAUACCUCCCAACCCUACCUCCAACCACCAACCUGCUCUGCUACGCUCUUAUACUGUAGGCAUUACUAGUAUAUUAUAAUAAUGAUAAUAAUAACAAUACACUUUGAUUUGUUAAAGUGCAUCCCAGCAGGCUAUGGAUGAUUACAAAUGCCUAUAUAAUAACAAAUCAAACAAAGAAAGUGAAAUAGAUUAUGAAUUAUUUAAUUAUGACACAUAGCAGUGUGUAUUGUUUUUCACUUUAUUUCUUUGCUGAUUUGUUUUAGGCAUUUUAAAUCUUCCGUACGGACUGUCUAACGGGACUUGAUGCAUUGUGCAGAUUUUUUUGGAAACUGCAUUCUCCACCGCAGGACAACACUGUAUUUGACACAGGGUUCAAAUCAUUUCAGGGUCUUGCACUGUGAUCACAACACAACUGAACAGCCUCAAAAGAUAAAUGCAUGAAUUUGAAGUUAAGUUUAACUGAUUGUUUUUAAAAUUAUGUUAAAUUCAUGAAUCACAGUUGCUUACAUUUCAAAUUUUGGCUGUUGGUUCCUUCCAGUGGGGAGAACAGCAGAAUCCCAGCACGUAGGGAAUAUUUCUGUGGGCCUAAAGAUGAUUUGAAAUGUUAAAAAGAGAAAGAAACAGAAGGACCCGCACCUCUGUACCCUGCCCUGGUUUAUAAGCUCAAUAUAUGGAAGCAAAGAAAGGAAUACCUAAUUGAAAUUGAAAUAGCACUGAGUGGAUAGCAUUGAAAUGUUUUAAUUCACAAACCAUCUAUCUGAAUUCCAGUGGUCUCUCUUUGUUUCCAUAUUAAAUACAAGUAAUAAAAUAAAAGGUAAUCAAUACAUAAAUGUUGAAGCUAGACGAAACCGUAGAAAAAUAGAAUUGAAUAAUAGAAUGAGUUUGUGGCCGAUGGCUGACCAGGCGGAAUGAAUGCUCACUGUGAGGUGAUCUAUAAUCAAUACAGGUCAGUCAGUUGGGAGGUAUUCAACAGUGUAACAACGUGUAACAUGAAUACAUACAUAUACUACACAUGGAUGUAUGCAAACACACGUAUAUACAGUAUGUUAUAUAAACUGUGGGGUACAUACUGUAUAUGUACCCUGAUCCAUUUCUAGUUACAGUAUAUAGACGUAUUAGCUUCAAAUGAGAGAAACUAUCAGUGUGAGUCUUUCUGUUGGUGAAAGGUGAGUGAAGCACUAGCCAAAGUAUUAAGUUUGAAUUGUGUGUAUUUUCUGAGUGUGUGAUAGUCAUGGGUGGAACUAUGUAUUAGAGAUACGCUAAUCAAA
Perca fluviatilis (European perch) is the source of this 3106-nucleotide messenger RNA. Its product is annotated as homeobox-containing protein 1-like. The record is from RefSeq and is a predicted model, not a curated record. NCBI's taxonomy places the organism in Eukaryota, Metazoa, Chordata, Actinopteri, Perciformes, Percidae. Gene Ontology annotation, biological process: positive regulation of DNA-templated transcription. Gene Ontology annotation, molecular function: double-stranded telomeric DNA binding. The transcript has 10 exons. Gene Ontology annotation, cellular component: nucleus. The coding region runs from base 169 to 1701 and encodes 510 amino acids.